Molecule: messenger RNA, 648 nt
Organism: Phytophthora sojae
Lineage: Eukaryota; Oomycota; Peronosporomycetes; Peronosporales; Peronosporaceae
Exons: 2
Coding region: 1-648 (215 amino acids)
Source: RefSeq, a predicted model, not a curated record
AUGGCCUUCGUGGCGCGUGUGGGGCUGUGUGUCCCCGCCAUCGGUGGCUCCGUGGGCUUGGAGUGCGCGGCCAUCUUCGAUCACGAGCACUGGAUCACGGCAGGGUGGCGCUGGGCGACCACGGACAGCAUGGACAAGUUCAUUCGGCUUGAUGCACAGGACCAGCGCUUCGCCUUGCUGCGCAACCACAAGAACGGUGUCUGCGUGCUGGGCUUGCUUGACGGAGAGCUGAUCACGGGCUCUACAGGGAAGCCGCUGGACUGCGUCUGCUGGAGUCCAUUGGACGCCACCAUCGCGUCCGUGGCCACUACGCUCUACUCGGACCAGCAGAACCCGCUCAAGAAGAAGGACGAGGCCGUCGGCGUGACCUCGACGGUAGUCAAAUGGACGCACGAUCCCGUCUCGACCUCUGUAUGCGCCACCGCGCACACGGCCCUCAACGUCAAGGACUACAUGACCGAGAAGGUGGCCUCGGCCACGUCGGCCAUGUACGGCACCGUGGCCGACUACACCAAGACCCAGGUGGUGCACGCCUUGUCGUCGACGUACGGCACUGUUAAGGGUGUGACCUUCAUGGCGCUGAGCUACGUGCUCGGCCUCAAGAUCGUGGUGCUAGUCGACGGAGACAGCGGCUGGUGGUCGGCAUAG